AUGCCCCCCAUGGCUCCCCGCUCUCAACCCCGCAACCGCCGUGCCUUGCUCUCUGCUGUAGCUUCGGCAACAUGUUCCAGCGCCUGGGCGUCCUCCUGGCCUGAAAUUAUUCCGCGUGCGAAUGCGAUCGACUUUUCAAGUGCUCCGCCAAACUUGACCACUCUGGGAAACAACUCUUUGUUCACUCAUUGGAGGCCUAAAGCUCACUUUAUCGCCCCCAACUCAUGGAUGAACGAUCCUAUGACGUUGUGGUACAAGGCUGACGGACAAGGUGGGGGCAAGUUCAAGGCAUCGUACCAGGCCCAUCCGCACCAUGUCCAGUGGGGAAAUAUAUCACAGGCCUCGGCUGCAAGUGAUGACUUAAUCCAUUGGAAAGACGUCCCUUCAUGGAAGGAUGAUCGGCUUACACUGUAUCCUAGCCAGCCAAAUGAUAGAUUGGGAGUGUUCGAUGGCACAGUUAUCCCCAAGGGCUACAAGGGAUUUCCUACCGUGAUCUAUACCGGUGUCAAGUAUCUUCCAACUGGAUGGACUAUCCCUUACACACCUGGCACUGAAACUCAAAACCUAGCCUGGACUGAAGAUGGCGGUGUUACCUGGAAGAAGCUCGAGACGAACCCGGUCAUGGGAGGUCCGCCCGAGGGCAUGAACAUUACUGCGUGGCGUGAUCCUUGGUUAUUCCAAUCCACUACUAUCGAACGUCUCACUGCUUCGAAUCCCGGUGUACCUGUCCCUCCCACUACAUUCAACGGCACCACGGCCAAUGUAACGAACACCAAUAUUGCAGAUACGAACGUAACCAUCAAAGACCCUUGGUUUGCAACGGUAUCUGGAGGCGAAAAGGGGGUGGGGCCACAUUUGUUGCUGUAUCGUCAAGCUUCAGAAGAUUUCACCAAGUGGGUUUACCUUGGUCAGAUCUUCCAGCAUGCGGGGAACUAUAGCUGGUCUGAAUGGAGUGGUAACUGGGGCUGGAACUUCGAGGUUUCUACUGUCGUUCGUCUUGGUACAGAAGGUGACCAACCGGGCGCCGGUGGGCGCGAUUUUAUCUGCAUGGGCACCGAAGGAGGUCGUCCCGAUGGCUGGGCGAACCACUGGCCUCUAUGGGUUAGAGGCAACUACUCGGAUGCGGCGCAGAUGGUGCCCGAGUAUGCGGGUGUUGUCGACUGGGGUGAGACGUACGCGUUCAUGAGUUUCCCGAUUCCUCGUAAAAAGGGGAGCAAGGACUACAAGAACCAACCCACUCGUCAAAUUCUGUUUGGUUGGACUUAUGAGGAUGAUAACAACUACGGCCUUCUCGCCAAGGGCUGGAACGGCGCCUUUACCCUCCCGCGUGACAUGUUUGUCAAGAAAUGGACGGUUCGUGACCCUCGCGCCGAAGAGCGUGGCUCAUGGGGCAUCGUCUCUCGUUCCGGUUCUUCGUAUGAUCUCGAAACUCUUGGAAGUCGCCCUGCCGAAGAGGUUAACGCAUUGAUGAACGAAUCAAAGACCAAAUGGUCCGAGAAGAGCUGGACCUACUCUGGGUCGGGUUCGAACAACGGAGCAUGGAAAGCGCUUUCCAAGCAGCCCAAGUCGAGGUUCUAUGUACUUUCUGCCACACUUGCCUUCAACAGUUUGUCUGAUGCUCAGGCUGGGUUCACGAUCUUCCGAUCCCCCGACGGCUCCGAGCAGACCCACGUUUACUACGAUUUCGCAGCCGAGACUAUCCGUGUGGACCGUAGCAAGUCGAGCUUGGUGACAGGGUUCAAUCUUGGGCCCGAGGCCGGUAAGCUUCGCUUGUGGAACGUCCCGUCGGGCAAGGGCAAUGGAACCAAGCUCGAGACGCUCGAUUUGAAGGUGUUUGUGGAUAACUCUAUUGUCGAGAUCUAUGCGAACGACGUCUUUGCAAUGACCACCCGUAUUUAUCCAUGGCGCGAUGAUUCAAAUGGUUUGGGAUACUACACUUCUGGGUCCAGCAGCGUCAAAUAUUCCAAUGUCAAGGUGUGGGAGGGACUAACGAACGCUUGGCCCGAGCGACCUGCCAACUCGUCCAACAAGCUUGUUUGGGAUGGGCCCGAUGUGCCUUGGGCUGGUUGGUAA
This is a messenger RNA of Rhizoctonia solani, 2073 nucleotides long. Its product is annotated as glycoside hydrolase family 32 protein. The record is from RefSeq and is a predicted model, not a curated record. NCBI's taxonomy places the organism in Eukaryota, Fungi, Basidiomycota, Agaricomycetes, Cantharellales, Ceratobasidiaceae. The coding region runs from base 1 to 2073 and encodes 690 amino acids. The transcript is spliced from 8 exons. Gene Ontology annotation, molecular function: sucrose alpha-glucosidase activity. Gene Ontology annotation, biological process: sucrose catabolic process.